AAGCGAACCGCAACGGGAUACGUGCACGGGCCAAGAGACUACUGCCGUUGAGCGGCGUGUCAUUGACACUGUGACGUUGCUACAAACCAAACGGCAAACUUGCCAAAGUGGCUCCUUGGCCAUGGCGAGGAUCUGCUCCGGGUUAGGACCUACCUGGCCUCCAUGGCUUGCAGUCCUUGGAUCGACCUCAUCCUCAUCCUUGUUCGCAAGCAGCGGAAGCACAAGUGUCCAUCGCCCGACAGGAUUCCGAAUCUGUGCGCUAGGAGCAUAAUUACAUCAAUAAAAAAGCCACACCAAUACAUGUCAAUACAAACAACAUUGAAAUAAACAAACAAAACACACGUGCACAAAGAAAUUGAACGAUAAGCGCUUGGCAUGCACAUCGAUUUCGAAAGGUUGAAUGAAUGACGUUUACCUGAGCUCCAGCUCCAGCUCAAGCUCCAGCAGAGACACCAACCAUUACUACUCCGAUUGAACAAACGACCGACAACAAAACUCCACUACUGCUUCCGCCCGCCCACCGCCACCACACCACCGCCACUGUCCGCGUUGACCUGUCCGCUCCCUACUCGCGGUCCGCCAUGUGGCGAGAUCGCACCAACCUGUACAUCUCCUACCGCCAGUCGUAUGCACACCACCCGGCCAAGCGCACGCGGUAUGGCGACUCUUCGGCGAUCUCGUCAUCCCUGGCCGGAGCCGAUCGCUUCGGCGGCUCCGGAAACAGCCUCAUCUUCUCGGCCGACGAGGACCGGCGCGGCCUGCUGUCAUCCGGUGCUUCGGACGACGGCGAUGCAGUGAUCGAGAUGGACCUGUUGCCUCCGCGUUGGGCCGACGUCAACGACGAGGUCACCGAGCUCCUUGCCGACAUUGCGCAAAAGGGCCAGAAGCUCGACAGGCUGCACCAGAAGCAUGUCCUCCCCGGCUUUAAUGACGAGGAGACCAAGCGGGCCGAGGAGAGGGAGAUCGAGGACCUGACGCAGCAGAUCACCAAGGGGUUUCACAAAUGCCACCAGUGCAUACAAAGGGUCGAGAAGAUUGUCAAGGACUCGAAACAAACCGGUGGCAUAAGCAGGGCUGAGGAGGUCAUGGCCAAGAACAUCCAGGUCUCACUGGCCACAAGGGUGCAGGAGGCCAGUGCUGGCUUCAGGAAGAAGCAGAGUGCAUACUUGAAAAAGUUAAAAGGUAUGGGCGGUGGUGGUGGCCUCAGCCCCGGCGGCGACCGGUCAUCUACGCCGAACCCCGCCAACAACUUUACCGAACCGUCAAUCCUCGAGUCCGACGCGGAUAGAUCCUUCUCGCAAUCUACGCUCCAGGCAACACAACAUCAAAAACUGUUACAAUCCAACGACGCGGCGAUCCUGCAGCGCGAGCGGGAGAUCGAUCAGAUAGCACAGGGAAUCAUAGACCUGGCCGAUUUGUUCCGCGACUUGCAAACGAUGGUCAUAGAUCAAGGAACCAUGCUGGACAGGAUAGACUACAACGUCGAGAGGAUGGCCACGGACGUCAAGGAGGCCGACAAGGAGCUGAUCAUCGCGUCGGGUUACCAAAAGAAGACGACCAAACGCAAGAUCAUCCUCCUCUUGAUACUCAUAAUCGCUGGCAUGAUCAUUCUGCUCAUAAUCAAGCCCAAAAAAGAUUCGGGCGAUGGCGGGUGAUAAAGCCAAUGGCAUAAUAUUUUCCUUUGUUUCAUGUUUUAUUUACGAGCACCAGGCGUUCGGGGCCAUGUAGGAUACUGUUCGUUCUAUAAUCCGGGCAGCGCAGCAAUGGCAGAUUUUAAUUGCCAAGACGAAGAACCUCAAAUGAAAGGCUACAAAAUGUAGUCCUUGUCGUGGAGGAUGGAUGACUGUAUCUGCCAAAUUGGGGGCAUGUUUGUUCUGGCGAAAUUGCUAUGAUGAUAGAUCUUUAUUUGACACUGGCUCGACAAGUCUAAACCGACUGACCAUGUAUUCUACAUGAAAAAUCUAAUAUGUACAGAAAUUAUACACAUGUUAUAUACAUCUAAGUGGUAGUACAAAUCUUAACAAUAAACUUGAAACAAACGUCUCAACGCGUCAUCCUCUCUAACCAGCUUACAAUGCGAGCAAUACUGGCAAAGAUUUCGCGUCGAUGCUCGAUGUAUGACAUCCCAUUACGCUCUUCGGCUUUCAUGAUCCUCGUUUCUUUCCGUUGCUGUCGUGCCAUGCCCUCGACAUCAAUAAUUUGCUGCAACUCUUCUGUGGCAGGCAGUAAAGAGCCACCCCAUGCCUCGUUGAAGAGAUCUCGCGCUUCAUCUAGAGUGUACUGGUUGACAAAGUUGAAUUUCGUCAUGAAGUGCUGUCGAGGCACCCAGUCGAAACUGAACAAAUCAACUAGGCAGAGGAUGACGGCUUUUUGAACGGUAAGAUCCGGGACGUUGACCCCGGCAUUUUUCAAAUCAGCCAGGAACUUAACACCUCGGGCGAUCCCGUAGUCUGCCGCCGAUGAUCUCGAACCGAGUCGGCACGGCCUGGAGCGGCGGACAAGUGCACUCUUGAACGCGCGACGAACAAUAUGCCGCUGGAAUCGAUGAUUGAAUAUCUUGGCGAUUGGGUGGCUGCUGUUCGUCAAGGGUAGGUCGCGAGGGAGUGUCUGAAAAGGCUUGUCUGGCUGCAGUGCGUGGAAUGUCGCAGGUACAUCGGCAGUUGGUAUCCUCAGACUAGGUUGGUAGUCUCUUUUGGCAUCCCAGUAGUGGUGAACAAUCUCCAGACUAACCUCCUCCAGCCGAUCUAUGUCUAGUGUGUAGCUAAGUGAGUCCAGAAGACUUUGCCACACACUGGCUGGAGGGGGGUACGGGGUAGCUAGCAUCAGACGGCUCAGCUUAAGGAAGUAGUCGGCAUCUGGAUCCAGGUGACGCUUUCUAUAUGGCAUGUGAUCCAGAAUGUACUGUGAUAUUCGGGCGCUUGUUGAGGCAUAGAGAGGGAUGUCGCUGGCCUGCAUUUGGCUUAAAAUUCUUGUUGCAACCCGUUUUGACAGAAGGUCCGCGGAUGAAAGGUAGUUGUUGUAUUGGAUGGUCACUCCGUCAAGCGUAUCAGCAACCCUCACAGCAGUGAGCAUCCGGUAUGUUUUCCAAUCACUGACGAGCUGGCACGCCUCUCGAAUUUUUUCCUGGGCUGCAUCGUCAUCAAAAACGUCGGGAUGUAUAUCUGAACUUAGCAGGUCUUGAAGCGUGUUCCAGUCCCCAGAUGUUGCCAUGUACCUAAUAGCACGCACGUAUCUGGAAGCACCGAUCCUUAUUCCGCAGCUGUCGAGUUGCUUGAGUCGAUGGACUAGAUCUGCCGUCGACUUUUCACGCAGUGCGAUCGACUGAAGUGAUAAAGGCCCAAUCCUCGAGACUCCCAAUGCGUGAACAAACUGUAUGGCAGUCUCAAGAGAUAUCCAUGAACUGGCAAACCAUCUUGCCCCGAGGGUAUCAUUGUAUUUUUCGUCGGUUCCAAGAGGCCUGCCACCAAGAAAAGUCAAAAGCGCAUUGACAUCGCCGCCCACAUCCUCUGCAGAUCCCUCAAAUCCGGUAAACUCCGUAUCAAGGCCGGCUGCUCUGACUUCUUGCUCUACUAAAGGCUUCUGUGGGAAGUAGGCUGCAAAGUAUCUAAUAAACGGUCGCGAGGCUCGAGAACGGGGGCGGUCAUUGUGUCUAAUGAAGGUAUGUCUCCAUCUAAGUGCCAGGCCGCAAAGUCCCUGCUCCCAAAAGAAGGGUACCAGGAUGUCAUAUAGUCCCCGAUGCGUACUUGUUAUGUAGAUACUUUGCAGCAGGUUCUUGACAUCUUGAUCCUCAUCCAGAACUGCCGUUUUGAGAACUUCGAUGAGUUCUGUCUUGGUGGGAGCUGAGAACGAACUCAACAGCAGAUGCCAACGAAAAGCGCGGUUGAUUUGGCGACUUGCUAGCAAAGGGUUCAUUAUGGAUCCAUAAAGCUGAGGCCAGCGGGUGUCUCGCUUGUCCUGCAUCCAUACCGCAUGACCGAGAAGCUGCUCCAGUAGUGUGUCGUCAUGAAUAGAAAGGUCCACCACAGUUUGCCAGAAAUUCUCGGCCAAGGGAUGGUCUGUCUCGUAAAGCUUCCGGCGUCGAAAGAGCUCGCCCAAUAAAUAAUAUGCUCCGUCAAGAGACCCAGUUCUCUGACAGAAAUCCAGGAGACAUGCCCAUAAAGCUAGAUCCAUCUCUCCUUCCGGGCUAUCUAUUAGCCGUCCUCCAUCAGUCUCAGGCCAGGGAGGUGUCGAUUCUGCUCUCAACCGUGCAUGGUUCUUCGAAAGGCUUUCCCAUCUCCCGUAGCCUGAUGUACUUGCGGAAUCUGACGAGGGUUCGGAUGGUGCUCUGAUUUGUAAUUCAUCCUCUGGGGAGUAGUCAUAGAAGUCGGAAGAUGCUUCGUCACCUCCGUCGAAAGCGUCGAGGUCGACAGUAGCAGAAUGCUCCGGAUUCGGGGCCAAGGCUGACCUGCUGUUGUGAGAAUGGCAUUGUGUAAAGUUUGCUGUCUGUACAGCCGCCGAGUUCGAACUUUUGAUAUAUAAAGCUUCACGAAAGAUAAGUUGCUGGCCGAUCUGUACAGGGCGAUAAAGCGAAAGGACCGCAACGAAACUUGGUGUUGAGCGACGGAGAUAAUGCCUCAGAACGCUCAGUGGCAUCGUCGGGAAGAGAAACUAGCAGAGAAGGGUUUGCGCCCGGAGCGCCAACAUUGUGCUGGCCGGCGUAUGCUCGCUCCCCUGAUGGUGAAAAUCAGGGCAGGGCAGAGACAUUAAGGCUUUGAGCUCAAGGAUAUUGGAACAGGCCAAGCGAUAAUGCUUCUAGGAAUAAUACAAUAUCCGGG
Molecule: messenger RNA, 4814 nt
Organism: Pyricularia grisea
Lineage: Eukaryota; Fungi; Ascomycota; Sordariomycetes; Magnaporthales; Pyriculariaceae
Exons: 2
Coding region: 582-1655 (357 amino acids)
Biological process (GO): vesicle fusion; intracellular protein transport; vesicle-mediated transport
Cellular component (GO): membrane; endomembrane system; SNARE complex
Molecular function (GO): SNARE binding; SNAP receptor activity
Source: RefSeq, a predicted model, not a curated record